Microsporum canis CBS 113480 is the source of this 679-nucleotide messenger RNA. Its product is annotated as putative mitochondrial 54S ribosomal protein MNP1. Gene Ontology annotation, cellular component: ribosome. Gene Ontology annotation, molecular function: structural constituent of ribosome. NCBI's taxonomy places the organism in Eukaryota, Fungi, Ascomycota, Eurotiomycetes, Onygenales, Arthrodermataceae. The transcript has 2 exons. Gene Ontology annotation, biological process: translation. The record is from RefSeq and is a predicted model, not a curated record. Bases 101 to 679 code for a protein of 192 amino acids.
UCAGGCUCUCCUUUACGCUCUGACUUGGACAAUUACUGUUCUCCGCCCUUGAUCAAAAUUUUUUCCUUUGGCUCUCCAAGCUCCGACAAACCUCUACAAAAUGUCUUUCGCAACUCGAUGCUACCGAAGCGCUGCUCGCCUCUCCUCAUCAGCUUCUACUUCUAUCCGCACUUCCUCUCAAAUCACUAGAUUGAACGCUAGCACAUCAUACAUCUCUCAGCGAAGAAGAUAUGAGUCCACGACCGCAGAACCAGCUGCACCAACAAGCGAAAAAAUCACUAAGAUUGUCGACCAAAUAAGCCAAUUGACACUUCUUGAAACCGCUGAUUUAGUUGCAAGCUUGAAGACUCGUCUUAACAUCCCUGACCUGCCAGUUGGAGGCUUUGCUGCUGCCGCCCCCGGUGGAGCAGCUGCUCCAGCUGCCGCAGUAGAGGAGGAGGAAGCCGCACCAGCCGCACAAGAAAAGACCCUGUUCAACCUCAAGCUCGAGUCCUUCGACGCUGCCUCCAAGGCCAAGAUUAUCAAGGAAGUUAAAUCCAUGCUUGGACUUUCCCUUGUGGAGAGCAAGAAAUUCGUCGAAAGCGUCCCCAAGGUUAUCAAGGAAUCCGUUCCAAAGGAGGAGGCAGAGAAAAUUGUUGCUACUUUGAAAGCUUUAGGCGCCGUUGCCUCCAUGGAGUAA